This is a messenger RNA of Spodoptera frugiperda (fall armyworm), 983 nucleotides long. RefSeq lists its product as uncharacterized. The transcript has a single exon. NCBI's taxonomy places the organism in Eukaryota, Metazoa, Arthropoda, Insecta, Lepidoptera, Noctuidae. The record is from RefSeq and is a predicted model, not a curated record. The coding region runs from base 127 to 525 and encodes 132 amino acids.
CUACCAUCUGUCAAUUCUGUCAUUAAAAGAACUCAUUGUUGACUCAUACUUAUUGUUCACUUUGUAUUUACAUACAAAAAUCUUAAAGUAACGAAAUAUUCGCCAGUACGACAUUAGUUCAGCAAAAUGUUCUCAAUAUUUGGUAAGCGCAAAUCUCCUGUGGAAGUUGAAGUAGAAGAAGAACCUCCGAUCCCUGGUGCGCGUUCCGAUGAUGGAUUCGUCGUAGUUGACCCAAGUUCGCCCAGGAAUAGUUUGUACCCUAACGUUGCUGGUGGUGGAGGAUCAAAUCCUUACGUGCCGCGACCAGCGCCGCCAGCUCCCACUAGAACUGCUUUCGUUGACCCAACAUUCCAUUACUUGCAAGGCGUACCGUUCACUAUGUCUAAAACUUUACAAAUGGCAUCGAAAAAGGAUACGUUCGCUACAGAAAUGGCAGAUCUCCUCGCAUUCCUGACCAGUAAAGUCAAUAUGAGUGGAUAUGAUUAUGACUUCAAUGUGGAGCGCAGUGUUUUGAAGGAAUGUUGAUUAUUUAACUGUGAAGCAGCCUCUGAAAAUGACAAUGUUGUCUACUUACAUAGUGGAAUAAUGAUUCCACUAUGUAAGUAGACAACAUUGUCAUUCAACAAUUCUAAUGAGAAUUGUUUCGAAUUUUUUAAUUUAAACCAGACAUGUGAUACAUAGAUUCAGAAGAGUACAUUUUUUACUGCUCAUAGUUAAUGUCGAAAACUGAUAUUUAAUUUUUAAAGAAUUUAUAACAACAUGAACAAAAAUGUUUCUAGCCAUAAUUAAUCAACGUUCAGUAGGCCUAGGACAUAAAUAGAUGUAGAUCAUCUCGAUACAAUGCAUUGUAAGGCUUAAUAAAGUUAUGCAAUAAAUAUGUUUGCAUAUUAAUUAUAAAUAUUGUUUAGGAAGUUAACAAAAUGUAUUCUCAUUUCUAUUUUUAAUUAUAAAAUUGUAAAUAAAAGUACAUAAUUGAAAUAAAA